Molecule: messenger RNA, 1945 nt
Organism: Monosiga brevicollis MX1
Lineage: Eukaryota; Choanoflagellata; Craspedida; Salpingoecidae
Exons: 16
Coding region: 142-1911 (589 amino acids)
Biological process (GO): ribosome biogenesis; maturation of LSU-rRNA from tricistronic rRNA transcript (SSU-rRNA, 5.8S rRNA, LSU-rRNA)
Cellular component (GO): PeBoW complex; nucleolus
Molecular function (GO): RNA binding
Source: RefSeq, a predicted model, not a curated record
CUUGGUCGUGGGGCGAGAGCGACCUCGUGGCGGCGGCGAGUUGGCGGUCUGGAGAAGAUUUGCUAGCGCAGGGCAGGUGGAUUGAGCACUUGCGUCGUGACUUUUGGAAGGCUUUCUUAGCUUCCACGAAACACCGUCGCCAUGGGUCGUAUUAAGAAGAAGGGAGAGGAAGGUACGGCUACCGAGUACAUGUCUCGGUCCCGCGCCGUGCGCAAAUUGCAGCUUUCCUUGGCUGAUUUUCGACGACUUUGCAUUCUCAAGGGCAUCUAUCCUCGCGAGCCUCCGAACAAGAAGAAGGUGACUGGAUCUACUGCCAAUCGCACCUACUACUUUGUCAAGGACAUCAAUUGGCUGUUGCACGAGCCCCUUCUGCAGCGCUUCCGUGAACUCAAGACUUAUGCCCGUCGCCUGAAAAAGGCCGAGGCUAAAGACCAGCCCGGUGUCGUCAAGGCCAUUCGCCGCCGUGAGCCCAAGGUCAAAGUCAACCACUUGGUGAAAGAGCGCUACCCUUCAUUCGUGGACGCCAUCCGUGACUUGGACGACUGCCUCUGCAUGUUGUUCCUAUUUGCUUCAUUUCCACAGACGGGCGUGAUUCGGGCUCGCAUGGUCGAAAAGUGCCGCCGCCUUUGCAACGAGUUUAUGCUUUACGUUGUGCGCGCUCGUGCACUGCGCAAGGUUUUCCUCUCCAUCAAGGGCAUUUACUAUCAGGCUGAAAUCAUGGGUCAAACCGUCACAUGGAUUGCGCCUUACCAGUUUGCCACCGAUGUCCCCACCGACGUUGAUUUCCGUGUCAUGGGCACGUUCCUACAAUUCUAUCUCACUCUCCUCGGCUUUGUCAACUUCAAGCUCUACGCCACACUCGGCAUGCACUACCCCCCGCAGUUUGAAGCCGCGCAAUCUGAGGCCAGUGAGACGAUGUCCAAGCAUCAUCGUAAGCAAGCCAAGAAGACAGAGUCUCGCGUCGCCCAGGCUUUAGCCGACGUCAAGGCAGCUAUGGAUGAAGACCUUAACGAUGAGGAAGAAGAGCUGGACGCUCAAACCAAACAAGAAGCUGCACCGGCCGAUCGUGACCAGGCUUCCUUUGACACCUUCGAGGCCAUGGCAGACCCUGCGGUCGACUCAGACAUGAACGUGCCCUCGGGCCAGGAUCUUGAAGAAGCUGCUGCCGAGGCAGAUGCAGCCACCCGCAUUUUUCAAAACUUGUACUUCUUCUUGUCACGCGAGGUGCCUCGCUAUUCGCUUGAGUUUGUGAUUCGCAGCUUUGGUGGCAACGUGUCUUGGGACGCCCUGGACGAAGCAGAGGCGGGACCGUAUGGGGUGGAUGAUCCCCGCAUCACCCAUCACAUUGUGGAUCGUCCGGCUGUUAGUCAGACCUUUGAUGGUCGCCACUAUGUGCAACCUCAGUGGGUGUAUGACUGCAUCAACGCCAAAGCUCUGCUGCCCACGUCGACCUAUACCUUGGGCGCUGUUCUUCCCCCUCACUUGUCACCAUUUGUCGAGGAGGGUGCUGAUGACUACAUGCCACCAGAGCGUCGUGCACAAUUGGCUGCUGCCAAGAACAUCCACAGCACUGACAUGACCAUUGACGAGUCAGAGGCGCCUGAGGAGAUUGAUGACGAAGAUAUCUACCGCAAGGAGCUUGAGGCUGAACUGCGCGGAGACGAUACAGCCGAGGCGCCUGAAGAACCCAAGGGCAACACUGCCAAGCGCAAGAAAACCAAGGCAGAGAAGGGCAAGGCGGCUGAGGAAGAACGCAAGGAAAUGGCCAAGCUGAUGAUGUCAAAGCGCGACCGCACCCUGUACAACCGCAUCGUUCACUCAAAGAAGCAGAAGCAGGUCGAGGCUCAAAAGCUCACUGCCCGUCGUCAGCAGAUUGACAAGGAAAAGUCUGCCAAAAAGUCAAAGAAGUAAUCGCCUUCAUAUCAAGCCCAACAAGUUUGAGGCC